Molecule: messenger RNA, 3057 nt
Organism: Physcomitrium patens
Lineage: Eukaryota; Viridiplantae; Streptophyta; Bryopsida; Funariales; Funariaceae
Biological process (GO): Golgi organization; endoplasmic reticulum to Golgi vesicle-mediated transport
Cellular component (GO): Golgi apparatus
Molecular function (GO): small GTPase binding
Source: RefSeq, a predicted model, not a curated record
AAUACCGAGUCGUGUCUUUCUGUCUUGCCCGGCCAGACUCAACUUCACUUGCCCUGCAAGCGCUGCUCUGCUGUGCUCUAUGCUCUGUAUCUCGGGGUUUCGUCAAUGUACACUAACAGGGCCAGGAGGGACACACCAUUGCGGGAAGAAGCUUUCCAAUUCCAGGGCGAGUGCACGUCGAGGCGUGCGGCAGUUCAAUCCCUCCCCGGUAGAUCUAGAUUCAAGGUUCUGAGGCCCGCUGGAAGUGAGAUUAGUCGCAAUUUGAGGCGGAGUAGGAGAGUUCGUCGUGGCGAGGGUUUGGAAUUGGCCUUUUAGGGUUCAAGGAGGAGGACUGUUAGAAGGAGCGGCAUAAUGUGGAGCAGGUUUGAGAAAUUGAAGGACAAUAUCACCCAGAUUGCCUCUGAUGUGUUGGAUAGUCAAGAUGAGCUAGAUGGAGAGGGGGCCCCGGAGGAUGGUUCAUUCGAGGGUUACUACAAUGAAGACCUUAAGUCUGCGCAUACUCGCGACAGCGAUGACGAGGGCGGAAAUUUUCCCCCGACCGAGCUCGACUAUUAUAAUGACAAAGGGGACAAACUUCAGAUUGAUCCGGAAGCUGCGAUGAAGAAGUACAAUGCUCUUCUUGAAGAGAAAGAGAUGGAGGUUUCAAUCCUGCGCGAAGAAAACAAAUUGUUGAAGGAACAAUUUUUAAUCAACAGCACGAAACGAGAUGCUUUAUUUAAUGAUCAGAAUAAGGAUGUGCAGGAGAGGAUGAAUGGACAUUUCGGUGAUCUAAAAGAGCAUCUUCAGAGAGACGAAGCAUCGGUUGAAAAAGAAGACAGGGAGCCGGAAAUUGAAAAGGUCUUGGAUGAUAAUAGCAUCGUUGCUAACAGAUUUGAGUCUCCACAGACAAUAAAGCUUGAACUCAGCUCCUCAGAUAGCGAAGUAGUUAAUGGACUAGAGGAAUCAGUGCCGCUACUUUCUGAGGUGGAAUCCAAAGACGAUAAAUUUCAAGAUACUUCUUCUGUCGAAGAGUUAAACACACCAAAAGCAGAAGACGAACAGGUAGUAUCCUUAUCUGAGAAGCUAAGAGCUUCAGAGGAGGUUUGCUGCUCGCUGCAAAAAAGACUAGAGGAUGUGUCAAUUGAACGAGAUGCACUUUCGAAUAAACUGGAGGAUGUCUCAAUUGAACGAGAUGAACUUUCGAAAAAACUGGAGGAAAUUUCGCUGGAACCAGAGAUACUUCCGAAGAAAUUGGAAGACGCGCUGCUGGAACGAGACACACUUGUUAAAAAAGUUGAAGAGUUAUCCAUUGAGCGAGACAAAGCAAUACAGAACUUGGGAAGAUUAAGGCAAAAUCUUCUGGACAUGGAAUCAACAACCUCAGAGAAGAUGGACAAUGACAGUUUUCUUAUUGGCGACCUUGAACUGCGGUUGAAGACUGCCGAGGAUUGUGUUGGCCAGUUGCAGCAAGCCCUAGCCAAAUCCCAAGAUGAGUUGGAACAGGCGUAUAGAAAAAAUGUUUUGAGGACAAUGGACACCAAUGAAGAGAUGGAACUUCUAAAACAACGACUACAAACUUGCUCUGAGGCUCUAGAGGCUAAAGAUAUGGAACUCGCAAACCUUCAAAGCGCUCUCGGACAAUACUAUGCAGAAAGUGACGCUCAAGAGCGUCUGGAAUCAGAACUUCGUGCAGUCAAGGAAUUGAAUGCCAGACUAACCAGAGAUCUUAAGAUCGCGGAAGGGACUAUUGACUUGAAAGUUCAGGAACUGGAAGCAGUAACAAAGAAAUUAGGAAAUGCAGAUUCCGUCAAUGAGGAGUUGAAGCAUAACAUGCAUACGCUGGAGCAACAAGUGUUAAAGCUCCGUGCUGCACUAGAGCAAUCUAUUACAAGCCUCAAUCGCAUGUCGUCUGACUCAGACUUCUAUGUUGAUAGGCGGAUUGUUAUUAAGCUGUUAGUUACUUAUUUUGAAAGACAUCACAGCAGAGAGGUUCUGGAUCUUAUGGUGCGCAUGCUGGGGUUCUCGGAAGAGGACAAGAGACGUGUCGGCGUAGCGCAACAAAGCGCUAGAGGUGGUGGAAUGGUUCGAAGUGUUUUUGGUAUGCCGGGUCGCAUUGUUGGGGGCAUUCUUGGUGGUUCAGAAUCAGACCCUUAUGCUCGACCUACCCCUGGUGAUAAUCAGUCUUUUGCAGAUUUAUGGAUUGAUUUUUUGCUCAAGGAAUCACAAGAAAGGGAGAGACGGGAAAGGGGAGGAGGAGGUAUUAAUCCUGCCCCUGGGUCGCCGAUGGCGAAUGUAACACGAUCCAUGCCGUCAUCCCCUUCUGGUGGUCAAUGUCAUAGACCAAGCCAUAGUUUCUCCAAUUUUCCCUCACCUUUUCUACCUCCAAGACCCAAUAGGGUAUCAUCUUCAUCCGACUUGCAAACCAUCCCUACUGGAGACCCGUGACGAAGGUUUGUCAGAAUAUAAUUUUUAUUACAGAUUUUUCCCUAAUUGCGAUGAACUCUGGGGUUCGUCAUACGGGUAACUUAAGACUAGCAGCUAUUACAUUCACACAUUCUUUUGGUACCGACUUUUGGUUCGUGUAGUCAAAGAAGUAAAGCCACAAUCUCUGUUUCUUCUUAGAGCAGUAAAGGGUAAUCUCUCUGGUUGCAAGACUUAAAAUUCUUGAGGUUAGUGUCUUAUCAGAAUUCCGGAUUGCCAUUACGGCCUCGAUAUCUGAUGCUGGCGAGGUUCAGAAAUUCAGAUCGACUUUAGCCCUAUUGUGCAGCUUUCUUUAAAUGGCGUUCCAAGAGCAGCAGUUGCCUCCCAAAGUGAAAAAGAUGUGAAAAAUUUCCUUUUCGGUAUCUUCGAAAGCCUUCAGUGUUCUAUGAACUCCUAGUAUCUCCUUUUUUCUACAGGUGAAUCCUAGGGAUUAGGUUAUGUUGAGGUUAAAUAAACCAACCAGUAUCAAGUGCGUGAGUUUUGUAGUUUUAUAUACGCUGACAUCCCAAGAUUGUGCAGUGAAAGGGUCAAAUUUUUGCGCUUCAAAUGUAUUUUGGAAUUAGUUGUCAUGAAUAGGAUGGUGUGAAGUAAGCUCAA